AUUUUUUAAAUUUUAAUUGUUUAAAUUUUAGAUGUGGUUUUAAAUUGGGGUUUUAUUAUUUAUAUGUCUAUUUUAAAUAUUCGGCCUAUUUAAUAAGUUUUUUAGACUAAUGUUUUACUUUGUAUAUUUAUGUUGUUUUUAGAUGACUGUACACCGCCCUGAGUCCCUAGGGAGAUAGGGCAGUAUAAAAAUAUGAAUAAAUAAAUAACUAAAUAAGAAUCCGCAUAUAGACGAGAGAUCUAAUGACUAGCCUUGUGGUGCAACCAAAACAAUCUGGAACUGAAUACGCUCAAAACCGUAGAAAUGGUGGUAGACUUUAGGAGAAACCCUUCCAUACUUUCACCUCUCACAAUACUAGAUAACACAGUAUCAACAGUAGAAACCUUUAAAUUUCUAGGUUCUAUCAUAUCGCAAGAUCUAAAAUGGACAGCUAACAUCAAAAACAUCAUCCAAAAAGGAUAACAAAGAAUGUUCUUUCUGCACCAAUUCAGUAAGCUCAAACUGCCCAAGGAGCUGCUGAUUCAGUUCUACAGAGGAAUUAUUGAGUCUGUCAUUUGCACCUCUAUAACUGUCUGGUUCGGUUCUGCAACCCAACAAGAAAGACACAGACUUCAGAAGAUCAUUAGAACUGCAGAAAAAGCAAUUGCUACCAACCUGCCUUCCAUUGAGGACCUGUAUACUGCACGAAUCAAGAAGAGGGCCGUGAAAAUAUUUACAGAUCCCUCACAUCCUGGACAUAAACUGUUUCAGCCCCUACCCUCAAAACGACGCUAUAGAGCACUGCACACCAGAACAACUAGACACAAGAACAGUUUUUUCCCGAAGGCCAUCACUCUGCUAAACAAAUAAUUCCAUCAAUACUGUCAGACUGUUUACUGAAUCUGCACUACUAUUAAUCGUCUCAUAGUUCCCAUCACCAAUCUCUUUCCACUUUUGACUGUAUGACUAUAACUUGUUGCUGGCAAUCCUUAUGAUUUAUAUUGAUAUAUUGACCAUCAAUUGUGUUGUAAAUGUCGUACCUUGAUGAACGUAUCUUUUCUUUUAUGUACACUGAGCAUAUGCAACAAGACAAAUUCCUUGUGUGUCCAAUCACACUUGGCCAAUAAAAAAAAUCUAUUCUAUUUUAUUCUAGAGCAGAGUUGCAGCCAGAAAUGGAGAAGUCCUAAAUCCAUUACUAUUGUUUCAGUAUUUUUUUCCUUUGCUUAAUAUUGUCAAAAUCUGCCUUUCCACCCUGCUUCCCAUUAUGUCUUGUAUGUGAUAACCGAGAAACAAAACCAUAAGGAGAACAGGAGAAUGAUGCUGAAUUAGAAAAUACAACUCAUGGGCUCUUUGUCCUAAUUUUGUGGUGAUCUUUCCUUGCCUUUCCUCAUGUUGGCCAUCUUUGCCCUCAAACAGUUGUGUGAAGAAAGUGUUGCUUGAACUCAGAAUAGUUCUAGCAUUCUGGAAAUAUGCAUACCUUUAUAUCUGUUCCGACGUUUGUCCACUCGUGGAGUGUUGAAGCAAGUAGUUUUAUUAAGGAAAGCAGUGGAAGGGAAAUGUGGAUGCAUAUUAAGUUCCUCUAGCUAGCCAGCCUACUGGCCAACCAAGGUAAUCCUCAAUUUACAAUCAUUUAUUAAGUAACCAUUCAGUGUUACAAUGGCACUGAAUGAUGAUUCUGACUUCCUCCCUCCCUCCCUCGUUAGGUUCCUUCCCUGCCUCCCACUUCCCUCCCUCCCUUCUUUCCUUGUCCCAAGUUAGGGACACUCCAGAGAUUCAGAAUGAGAAUCACUCCAGUGUGCUAAGAUUACAAAUGAUCAAUCAAGCAGGGAGACCUUUGAAAGUUUUUGGGGUCCCGUGCCUCUGCCUGUGCUGCCCGCAGUAGUCCCAGUUGCUGCAAGCAAGCAGCGAGAAUGUCGAGAGCAAAAAGUGGGACUCGCCUAUUUGGGGCAAGUUUUAACAAGCCGAUUGAUUCUGCAGAAGUUUCAGUGCCUUUCAGGAAUGUAAUCCCACUUCUGGACCAAUUGAUCUAUCGCUCUAUCUAUCAUUUAUUAACCUGAGCUAUUGCCCCCAACAAUCUGAGUCCUCAUUUUACAGACCUCAGAAAGAAGCAUGGAAGGCUGAGUCAACCUUGAGCUACUGAGACCUGAACUGUCAAAGUGCUGGCAGCGGGUGAUCAGCAGAAGUAGCCUGCAGUACUGCACUCUAACGCCUGCGUCACCAAGGUUCUUAUAUAUACCAGCCACAAAGCUUUAUAGCAAUCUUUGAGCAGUUUACAAAGUCAGCAUAUUGACCCCAGAAAUCUGCUCCUCAUUUUAUCAAACAGAAAGAUUAAAGGCUGAAUCAACUAUAAGCUGGUCAGAUCGAACUCAGCUUUCAGGUUUUCCUCCAUUUUGGAAAUAUUUUUCUUUUCUCUUUCUCUUCAGAGCCUUUCCGCGGGCACAAGAGACGGGUCGCCCGGGGUGUUCAUCAGAAUUGGCUGGAGGGGUCUCUGCCCUUUCUGCUUCCCUCCUUCAAUGUGAGGCUGAGGGAAUAAUUUGAGAAGGGCAUCUGUAUGUAUUCAAUGAAAGAAAUAAAAAACAAAUGUAUGAAAACCAUUUUCCUGAUUGUGGCUUCCCUGCCUGUGUCCCACCUUUCUCCACUUAGGACGGGACUUCACAACAACCGCAAGACACAAGUUGUGCUUCCCAGAGAGCCUCCUGGUCCUCCUCCUCUGACCGCCUGACUGUUUCUGACAGGAUUUGGACCAGUGGUGGGUUACUACAAGUUUGCCCUGGAGAUUCCAUCCAACUGCCUUCACCACAAACAUUUCCUGGGCAGGAAGGAGAGGAAGGCGGCGAGGGGACUUUCCUCCUACUCCUAUGACCAUCAUCCCUGCCCUUCCCUCAGAGACGCUCCUCUUUCCCGCGCUUUGCAGGGAAUCCUGUAGAUUUACGCGGAAUCCACGAGGGGGCGCCUUCUGCCAAGAGAAGGGAAAAUCAGGGACUUCCCCAUUGGCCCACCGGAGGACGAAAGACACGCCUACCUUUGGAGAGGAGGCUGGGAAGGAAAUGACAUCAUAGAGCCUUGCCCCUCUAGGACCUCACACUCGGUCCCCUUAACCCCUGGGGCUCCGCGGAGGCGGAGAGGCUGCGGGAGAGUCUGGCGGGGAAGAUCCUGAUGUGUCCCGGAUACGGAAACUGGAAGCCAUGUGACAUCUUUGCGAGCCAAAAUUUUCUCUUGGAGAAAAAAAAAGAGCAGAAUAACUUGGAGGGAUCAGAGUCCUGAGGCACCAGAACUGGUCUCGUGAAGGAAAAGGCAUCUGGAGACCCAGAAGAGUCCUUGGAGCCAUUUGGAGUUGCUCUGCAGGAGAGAGAAAGGAUGGAGACACAACCUUUGGGAAAGGAGGGAAGCGGAAAAGGCCCUUCAGCUGCUCAGCCUGGGAAGCUCUGGACAAGGACUGGGCAGAAGAUCCUGGAGGAGGAAACAAUCUUCCCUUCAGAAGUUCAGCCCUGGAACUUCAACCAAUACCGGGAGGCUGACGGUCCCCGAGGACUUUGCAGCCGACUCCAUGACUUUUGCAGGCGAUGGCUGAGACCAGAAAAAUACAGCAAAGCCCAGAUGCUGGACCUGGUGGUUCUGGAGCACCUCCUGUUCCUUCUGCCCCCAGAAAUGGAGGGCUGGGUGAGGGAAUGUGGAGCAGAAACCAGCUCCCAGGCGGUGGCCCUGGCUGAAGGCUUCUUCCUGAGCCAGGUAGAGGAGCAGAAGGAGCAGGUCGACUUGCAGGGCUGCACUGUGGAAAAAAGAGAUCCCAAGGGAAAGAAGAAUCCAUCAAAUCCCCCUCAGGAGUUAUUUUUCAGGAGGAUCCCUUGGGUAGAUCAAAGUCAGGAAACCUCAGGAGAGAAACAAAGCAUGAAGUUUUCUGGUUUUUACGAUGGAGCUCAAGCAGUGGUUGAACCUCCAAAUCAAGAGAGUCUUGUGUCCUUCGAGGAGGUGGCUGUGUAUUUCUCUGAGGAGGAAUGGUCUCAGCUGGAUCCUGACCAAAAAGCGCUGCAUUCAGAAGUCAUGCUGGAAAACCAUAGAAACGUGGUCUCUCUGGGUAAUAAUGGGCAGGAGAAUCAAGACUCCUAUGAACUGUUCCAAGUGAUCAAUGCCAAAGAUGAAAUGGAGAACUUUGGAAUUCAAAUGGAAUCAGAAAGCCAUGAGAGAAACCAGUCAAAUAAUUGGAAUCAGGAUAGCUCAUCUUCCACUGAUGCUCCGAUGCAAGAGAAAAUUAGGAAAGAAUAUAUUUGCAAAAGUAUGAAACAAAUAGUAUUAACCCAAAACAAAGGAGAAGAUGCUAUGAGCCAGAACGGAAAGAAUUACAAUGGGACAUUGAUUCUUUCUCUUCAAAAUAUCUUCCUUACAUCUCAAAAAAUGAUUCACACGAAAAAGGAGCCUUAUAAAUGUUUGGUAUCUGGAAAACAUUUUAGAUCAAGCAGGCAACUUACUUCCCAUGAAAGGAUUCACACUGCAGAGAAACAGUGUUCAGAAUCACCUGUAGCCCAUGCAACCCAGUCCCUCCAAGCAGCAGGAGAGAAACCCUAUAAAUGCAUGGAGUGUGGGAAAGCCUUUAUUUGUAGCAGGGAACUUACUCUCCACAAAAAGCUCCACACAGGAGAGAAACCAUAUAAAUAUGUGACAUGUGGAAAGACCUUUGCUCAGAAUAGUGGACUUACUAUGCACAAAAAGAUCCACACAGGGGAAAAGCCAUUUAAAUGCAUGGAGUGUGAAAAGACCUUUGCUCGAAGAGAUAAUCUUAUUUCCCAUAAGAUGAUCCACACAGGGGAGAAGCCGUUUAAAUGCAUGGAGUGUGGAAAGACCUUUGCUCGAAGAGGUCAUCUUAUUUCCCAUAAGAGGAUCCACACAGGGGAUAAGCCGUUUAAAUGCAUGGAGUGCGGAGAAACCUUUACUCAUAAAAGUAGUCUUAUUUCCCAUCAGGUGAUCCACACAGGGGAGAAGCCAUAUAAAUGCAUGGAGUGCGGAGAAACCUUUACUCAUAAACGUAGUCUUAUUUCCCAUCAGGUGAUCCACACAGGGGAAAAGCCAUUUAAAUGCAUGGAGUGUGGAAAGACCUUUGCUCUGAACAGCAGACUUACUAUCCAUAAAAAGAUCCACACAGGAGAAAAAUCAUUUAAAUGCAUGGAGUGUGGAAAGACCUUUGCUCGAAGAGAUAAACUUAUUUCCCAUCAGGUGAUCCACACAGGGGAGAAGCCGUAUAAAUGCAUGGAGUGUGGAAAGACCUUUGCUCAAAGAGGUAAUCUUAUUUCCCAUCAGGUGAUCCACACAGGGGAGAAGCUGUAUAAAUGCAUGGAGUGUGGAAAGACCUUUGCUCAGAGAGGUAAUCUUCUUCGCCAUAAGAUGAUCCACACAGGGGAUAAGCCAUAUAAAUGCAUGGAGUGUGGAAAGACCUUUGCUCAGAAUAGUAAUCUUACUUCGCAUAAAAGGCUCCACGCUCGGGGAAAGGAGGCGGAGGAGGGAGAGACCAGCGUCCGGCCAUCCGCAGGAGGGAAGCAGGGAUUCCGGGGAGGGGGAUCCGGGGCUCCCUUCCCUGUGUCGGGGAAGAGCCCGAAGAUGGAGGGCUGGGUGAGGGAAUGUGGAGCAGAGACUAGCUCCCAAGCGGUGGCCCUGGCUGAAGGCUUCCUCCUGAGCCAGGUAGAGGAGCAGAAGGAGCAGGUCGACUUGCAGGGCUGCACUGUGGAAAUAAGAGAUCCUAAGGGAAAGAAGAAUCCAUUAAAUCCCCCUCAGGAGCUAUUUUUCAGGAGGAUCCCUUGUGAAGAUCAAAGCCAGGACACUUCAGGAGAGAAACAAAGCAUGAAGUUUUCUGGUUUUUACGAUGGAGCUCAAGCAGUGGUUGAACCUCCAAAUCAAGAGAGUCUUGUGUCCUUCGAGGAGGUGGCUGUGUAUUUCUCUGAGGAGGAAUGGUCUCAGCUGGAUCCUGACCAAAAAGCACUGCAUUCAAAAGUCAUGCUGGAAAACCAUAGGAACGUGGUCUCUCUGGGUAAUAAUGGGCAGGAGAAUCUAGACUCCUAUGAACUGUUCCAAGUGAUCAAUGCUAAAGAUGAAAUGGACAACUUUGGAAUUCAAAUGGAAUCAGAAAUCCAUGAGAGAAACCAGUCAAAUAAUUGGAAUCAGGAUAGCUCAUCUUCCACUGAUGCUCCAAUGCAAGAGAAAAUUAGGAAAGAAUAUAUUGGAAAAAGUAUGAAACAAAUAGUAUUAACCCAAAACAAAGGAGAAGAUACUAGAAGCCAGAACGGAAAGAAUUACAAUGGGACAUUGAUUCUUUCUCUUCAAAAUAUCUUCCUUACAUCUCAAAAAAUGAUUCACACAAAAAAGGAACCUUAUAAAUGUUUGGAAUCUGGAAAACAUUUCAGAUCAAGCAGGCAACUUACUUCCCAUGAAAGGAUUCACACUGCAAAGAAACAGUGUUCAGAAUCACCUGUAGCCCAUGCAGCCCAGUCCCUCCAAGCAGCAGGAGAGAAACCCUAUAAAUGCAUGGAGUGUGGGAAAGCCUUUACUCGUAGCAGGGAACUUACUCUCCACAAAAAGCUCCACACAGGAGAGAAACCAUAUAAAUAUAUGACGUCUGGAAAGACCUUUGCUCAGAGCAGUGGACUUACUAUGCAUAAAAAGAUCCACACAGGGAAAAAGCCAUAUAAAUGCAUGGAGUGUCGAAAGACCUUUGCUCGAAGAGAUAAUCUUAUUUCCCAUAAGAUGAUCCACAGAGCGGAGAAGCCGUAUAAAUGCAUGCAGUGUGGAAAGACGUUGGCUCGAAGAGGUCAACUUAUUUCCCAUAAGAUGAACCACACAGGGAAGAAGCCAUAUAAAUGCAUGGAGUGUGGUAAGACCUUUGAUCGAAGAGGUCAUCUUAUUUCCCAUCAGGUGAUCCACACAGGGGAGAAGCCGUUUAAAUGCACAGAGUGUGGGAAGACCUUUGCUCGAAGAGGUCAUCUUAUUUCCCAUAAGAUGAUCCACACAGGGGAGAAACCGUUUAAAUGCAUGGAGUGUGGAAAGACCUUUGCUCGAAGAGGUCAUCUUAUUUCCCAUAAGAUGAUCCACUCAGGGGAGAAGCCGUACAAAUGCAUAGAGUGUGGAAAGACCUUUGCUCAUAAUGCUGGUCUAAGAAUACAUAAUAGAAUCCACACAGGGGAAAAGCCAUUUAAAUGCAUGGAGUGUGGAAAGACCUUUAAUCAAAUAGGUAAUCUUAUUUCCCAUAAGAGGAUCCACACAGGGGAGAAGCCGUAUAAAUGCACGCAGUGUGGGAAAACCUUUACUCAAAAAAGUAAUCUUAUUUCCCAUAAGAGGAUCCACACAGGAGAGAAGCCGUAUAAAUGCAUGGAGUGCGGAGAAACCUUUACUCAUAAAAGUAGUCUUAUUUCCCAUCAGGUGAGCCACACAGGGGAGAAGCUGUUUAAAUGCAUGGAGUGUGGAAAGACCUUUGGUCAAAGAGGUAAUCUUAUUUCCCAUAAGAUGAUCCACACAGGGGAGAAGCCGUAUAAAUGCAUGGAAUGCGGAGAAACCUUUACUCAUAAAAGUAGUCUUAUUUCCCAUCAGGUGAUCCACACAGGGGAGAAGCCAUUUAAAUGCAUGGAGUGUGGAAAGACCUUUGUUCGAAGAUGUCAUCUUAUUUCCCAUAAGAUGAUCCACACAGGGGAAAAGCCAUAUCAGUGCAUGGAGUGUGGAAAGACCUUUGCUCAUAAUACUGAUCUAAGAAUACAUAAUAGAAUCCACUCAGGGGAAAAGCCAUUUAAAUGCAUGGAGUGUGGAAAGACCUUUGCUCAAAGAGGUCAUCUCAUUCGCCAUAAGAGGAUCCACAUGGGGAAGCCGUAUAAAUGCAUGGAGUGUGGAAAGACCUUUGCUCUAAGUAGUAGACUUACUAUCCAUGAAAAGAUCCAUACAGGGGAGAAGCCGUUUAAAUGCAUGGAGUGUGGAAGGACCUUUGCUCAGAAUGGUUAUCUUACUUCUCAUAAAAGGAUCUACACUCGGGAGAAAGUAUAUAGCAAUAGCAAUUCCACUUUAGACUUAUAUACCACUCCACAAUGCUUUACAGCACUAUCUGAGGAGUUCACAAAAUCAGCAUAUUGUCCCCAGCAAUCUGAGUCCUCAUUUUACCGACCUCAAAAGGUUAAAACGCUGACUCAGCAAUGAGCCCGUCAGGGUUGAACUCUUGGCUGUGGGCAAUUAGCUUCUAGUACUGCAUUCUAACCUCUACCCACCAUGUUUAUAGAUUUUUAUGUAUACGCAUAUUGUGCCUUUCUGAUCCAAAUGAGACAAGAUUGUAUCCAACAAAGUGAAAUUUAAUGUGGAGAAAAGUAAAGUAUUUCACCUGAGUGGGAAAAACAGAUUACAUGAAACCUGGCUCAAAUACAGUAACUCUGAGAGUGGCCUUGGAGUCCUAAUGGAUGAUCACUUAAAUAUGAGUCACCUGUGUGCGGCAGCAGCCAAAAAAGCUAAGACAAACCUUGGUUGUAUAAAUAGGCAUAGAAUCAAAAUCGCCUAUUAGUACCGUUUUUAUAAAGCCUUAGUAAGACCACACUUGGAAUACUGCAUCCAGUUUUGGACAUUACAUUACAAAAAGGAUGUUUAGUCUUUGGAAAAAGUGUAAAGAUCAGCUAAGAUGAUUAAAGGCCUGAAGACUAAAACAUGAAGAAUUGUUGCAGGAUUUGGAUUUGACUAGUCUAGAGAAAAGAAGGAUUAGGAGUGAUAGCAGUAUUCCAGGACUUGAGAGGCUUCCACAAAGAGGAGGGGGUCAAUUUAUUUUCCAAAGCACCAGUGGGCAUAACAAGAAACAAUGCCUGUGAACUAGUCAAGGAAAGAAGCAACCUGGAAUUAACAAUCUUCCUUAUAGUGAGGACAACCAGUGGAACAGCUUUCCCUCAAACAUUGUGGGUGCUUCAUAACUGGACGUUUUUAAGAAGAUAUUUGAUAGUCAUUUGUCUGAAAGGGUAUAAGACGGGUCAGCAACCUGCAAUUCUGGAGCUGCAUGUGGCUCUUUCACCCCUCUGCUGUGGCUCCUUGUCACUCAAAAUAUGCAUCACAACCACUAAUGUGCAACACUUUCCAGCACAUGAUUUAUUGAGCUUUUCAACUCCCGGUAGGCCAACCAUGGAUAAAUCCAGGAAAAGGAAAGUUUCAGAAGAAAACAGAAGGUUUAAUUCAACUACAUGUGUUAGUUUUGUAGCCGCUCAAGAAAUAGUCGGGCACGGAAAGGGUUCUGUGGCUCCCGGUGUUUUCUUUUCUGUGGAAAACGGGUGCAAAUGGCUCUUUGAGUGUUUAAGGUUGCAGACUCCUGGCAUAGGUUCUUCUGCUUGAGCAGGGGGCUGGACUAGAAGAGCUCCAAGUUCCCUUCCAGGUUGAUUUUGAUUCUGAAUCCUCAAACCUGCUUUUUCUGCUUUCUUCUUUCUUUUUCUAAGUAAAAGGUUUUGUUUUGUUUUUUGGGUUUUUUUUUGUUUUACAUUUAUACCCCGCCCUUCUCCGAAGACUCAGGGCGGCUUACAAUAUAUAAGGCAAUAGUCUCAUUCUAUUUGUAUUUUUUUUUUUUUUACAAAGUCAACUUAUUGCCCCCCCCAACAAUCUGGGUCCUCAUUUUACCUACCUUAUAAAGGGUGGAAGGCUGAGUCAACCUUGGGCCGGGCUCGAACCUGCAGUAAUUGCAGGCUCUGUCUUCUAAUAACAGGCUUCUCUACUGCCUGAGCUAUCCCGGCCCCUAUGUUUUAAAGGAAACAUAGACAUCAGUGGAGAUGAAGGUUAUAAUUUGGCCUGAAAGUGAUGUAUGGCUGCCAAUAUUUAAGUGGUGUAGAUUUCCCAAUCAUUUCAAGAAACUUCCUCUGAUGAGUAUAUCCACUAGAGCAAGUUGCAGUCAGAAAUGGAGAAGUCCUGAAUCCCUUACUAUUGUUUCAGCAUUUUUUCCUUUGCUUAAUAUUGUCAAAAUCUGCCUUUCCACCGUGCUUCCCAUUAUGUCUUGCAUGUGAUAACUGAGAAACAAAAUCAUAAGGAGAACGGGGUUAUAAUGGUGGCGAAUUAGAAAAUACAAUUCAUGGGCUCUUUGUCCUAAUUUUGUGGUGAUCUUUCCUUGCUUUUCCUCAUGUUUGCCAUCUCUGCCCUCACACAGUUGUGUGAAAAAAGUGUUGCUUGAACUCAGAAUAAUUCUAGCAUUCUGGAAAUAUGCAUACCUUUAUGCCUGUUCCAACGUUUGUCCACUCGUGGAGUUUUGAACCAAGUAGUUUUAUUAAGGGAAAGCAGUGGUAGGGAAAUGUGGGUGCAUAUUAAGUUCCCCUAGAUAUGGUUCUGACUUCCUCCCUCCCUUCCUCCCGCCCUUGUUUUGUUCCUUCCCUGCCUCCCACCUCCCUCCCUCCCUCCUUUCCUUGUCCCAAGUUAGGGAUACUCCAGAGAAUCAGAAUGAGAAUCACUCCAGUGUGCUAAGAUUACGAAUGAUCAAUCAAGCAGGGAUACCUUUGAAAGUCCUUGGGAUCCCGUGCCUCUGCCUGUGCUGCCCGCAGUAGUCCCAGUUGCUGCAAGCAAGCAGCGAGAAUGUCGAGAGCAAAAAGUGGGACUCGCCUAUUUGGGGCAAAUUUUAUCAAGCCGAUUGAUUCUGCAGAAGUUUCACUGCCUUUCAGGAAUGUAAUCCCACUUCUGAACCAACUGAUCUAUCGCUCUAUCUAUCAUUUAUUAACCUGAGCUAUUGCCCCCAACAAUCUGAGUCCUCAUUUUACAGACCUCAGAAAGAAGGAUGGAAGGCUGAAUAAACCUUGAGCUGCUGAUACCUGAACUACAAACUGCUGGCAGCGGGUGAUCAGCAGAAGUAGCCUGCCGUACUGCACUCUUAACAACUGCGUCACCAUGGCUUUUAUAUAUACCAGUCCACAAAGCUUUAUUGCAAUCUUUGAGCAGUUUACAAAGUCAGCAUAUUGACCUCAGCAAUCUGGUCCUCAUUUUACCAAACGGAAACAUUAAAGGCUGAAGCUGGUCAGAUCGAACUCAGCUUUAAGCUUUUCCUCCAUUUUGGAACUAUUUUUCUUUUUUCUUUCUCUUCAGAGCCUUUCCGCGGGCACAAGAGAUGGGUCACCUGGGGUGUUCAUCAGAAUUGGCUGGAGGGGUCUCUGCCCUUUCUGCUUCCCUCCUUCAAUGUGCGGCUGAGGGAAUAAUUUGGGAACGGCGCCUGUAUGUAUUCAAUUGAAGAAAUAAAAAACAAAUGUAUGAAAACCAUUUUCCUGAUUGUGGCUUCCCUGCCUGUGUCCCACCUUUCUCCACUUAAGACCAGACUUCACAACAACCGCAAGACACAAGUUGUGCUUCCCAGAGAGCCUCCUGGUCCUUCUCUUCUGACCGCCUGACCGUUUCUGAUAAGAUUUGGACCAGUGAUGGGUUACUACCAAUUUGCCCUGGAGACUCUGCCCACGUGCCCGGGCGCUUCUGCACAUGCGCGCACAUGCUCAAGAGGAAACCUGUAGCGACGGGUUUUGAAACGCACCCAUGAUAUGGACACUUCUGAGGCGUCCUCCAAUCUCUGCUCAGCCUUCAGGGCAGCUGAUCUUGAGAGAGUUGAGUUCAAAUCCUCCAGGGAGAUUUUUCUCCAUCACCACAAACAUGCUUAUACCUCCUUAUACUUUCUCAUAGAUGUGUUUAUAUACUAUAUAAUCUUUUUGUAUGAUACCUACAUAUAUUGUUGUGACAAAAUAAAUAAAUAAAUAAGACGGCGAGGGGACUUUCCUUCUACUCCUAUAACCAUCAUCCCUGCCCUUCCCUCAGAGACACUCCUCUUUCCCGCGCUUUGCAGGGAAUCCUGUAAAUUUACGCGGGAUCCACUAGGGGGCGCCUUCUGCCAAGAGAAGGGAAAAUCAGGGACUUCCCCAUUGGCCCACCGGAGGACGAAAGACACGCCUACCUUUGGAGAGGAGGCUGUGAAGGAAAUGACAUCAUAGAGCCUUGCCCCUCUAGGACCUUGCACUCGCUCUCCUUAACCCCUGGGGCUCCGCGGAGGCGGAGAGGCUGCGGGAGAGUCUGGCGGGGAAGAUCCUGAUGACCCUCAUCUGAGCCGGAUACAGAAACUGGAAGCCAUUUGAAAUCCUUGCAAGCCAAAAGUUUCUCGUGGAAUAAAAAAAAAGAGCGAAAUAACUUGGAGGGAUCAGAGUCCUGAGGCACCAGAAAUGCUCCCGUGAAGGAAAAGGCAUCUGGAGACCCAGAAGAGUCCUUGGAGCCAUUUGGAGUUGCUCUGCAGGAGAG
This is a messenger RNA of Ahaetulla prasina, 12216 nucleotides long. Its product is annotated as zinc finger protein 845-like. The record is from RefSeq and is a predicted model, not a curated record. Gene Ontology annotation, biological process: regulation of transcription by RNA polymerase II. Lineage: Eukaryota; Metazoa; Chordata; Lepidosauria; Squamata; Colubridae. Gene Ontology annotation, molecular function: DNA-binding transcription factor activity, RNA polymerase II-specific; RNA polymerase II cis-regulatory region sequence-specific DNA binding.